AUGGAGCCGGCGCCUGGCGCGCCCCCGGGGGACCGCGGCGCCGAGACGCUGCUGGGCGAGUUGGAGCGGCGGGUGCAGGAGGUGGUGAAGGCGAGCUCGUGGUGGGAGCGCCACGGCGUGGACUGCGCCAUCCUCGCGCUCAGCCUCCUCGCCUUGCCUGCCGGGUUCCUGUGCCUACGGUUUGAGAAUGUCCUGGUGUUUGCCGUGGGCAUCACCAUCCUGGGUGUGUGCCACUAUACGCUCACCGUCAAGGGCAGCCACUUGGCCACUCACAGUGCCCUCACUGAGUCCAAACGCUGGAGCAAGAUCUUGAUGCUUUUCUUUGUGGAGGUGUGCACGGCAUUUCCUGCGGAGUUUGGCAAGUUCAGCCACGUCAACAUGCACCAUGGCUACACCAACGUGGUGGGUCUGGGGGACUCCAGCACUUGGAAGCUGCCUUUCCUCAACCGCUACGUAUAUAUGUUCCUCGCACCCCUCUUGAUCCCCAUCUUGACCCCACUGGUGGCUCUUGAGCGGCUGCGGAAGGUGGAGCCGAGGGCGGCGCUGCGGACGCUGGGUCUCAUCUCCCUGGGCCUUUAUUCCCAGUACUGGCUGCUCCUGCACGCGUCAGGCUUCCGCAGCCCCAGCUCGGCGCUGGCCUGCAUGCUGCUCGCCAGGUCCCUGCUGGCCCACCCUUACCUCCAUGUCAACAUCUUCCAGCACAUCGGGCUGCCCAUGUUCUCCCUGGACAAGAAGCCCCGACGGAUUCACAUGAUGAGCCUGGGGGUGUUGAACCUACCCCGGCUGCCGGUGCUGGACUGGGCCUUUGGCCACUCGCUCAUCAGCUGCCAUGUGGAACACCACCUCUUCCCCUGGCUCUCUGACAACAUGUGCCUGAAGGUGAAGCCUCUGGUGUCGCAGUUCCUCCGUGACCAGCGGCUGCCUUACAAUGAGGACUCGUACUGGGCACGAUUCCGGCUGUUCCUCAAUCACUACGAGGAGCUCAUGGUGCAUGCUCCUCCCAUCACCGAGCUGGUGGGGCUGCAGUGA
Messenger RNA from Jaculus jaculus (lesser Egyptian jerboa), 1029 nucleotides. RefSeq names its product fatty acid desaturase 6 (gene Fads6). The coding region runs from base 1 to 1029 and encodes 342 amino acids. The transcript has 6 exons. Gene Ontology annotation, cellular component: membrane. Gene Ontology annotation, molecular function: oxidoreductase activity, acting on paired donors, with oxidation of a pair of donors resulting in the reduction of molecular oxygen to two molecules of water. NCBI's taxonomy places the organism in Eukaryota, Metazoa, Chordata, Mammalia, Rodentia, Dipodidae. The record is from RefSeq and is a predicted model, not a curated record. Gene Ontology annotation, biological process: lipid metabolic process.